AUGACUCCAGCCACCUCAGAAUGGGAAACUGAAAAUACUACAAUAAAUGAAAAUUCAUCUCCAGAUGAUAACACAGAGACCUUGACCUUGGAGAUUUUGACCCUCAUCAUUGCCCUGGGAGGGCUGUCAGGAAACGCACUUGUGCUGUGGCUCCUGGGCUUCCGCCUGCGGAGAAACUCCUUCUCUGUCUACAUUCUCAACCUGGCGGGGGCUGACUUCCUCUCUCUAGUCAUUGAGAUUAUAUUAUCUGUGAUGAAGGUUAUUGACAACAACUAUCCCAUAGACCAUCCCAUCUCCAAUUAUGUCAACAUUAUGUGGACCUUUGCCUAUAUCACUGACUUGAGCAUUCUCAGCUGCAUCAGCACUGAACGCUGCCUUUGUGUCCUGUUCCCCAUCUGGUACCGAUGCCGACGUCCAAGUCACAUGUCCACUGUCACAUGUGUCAUGCUCUGGACUUUGUCUCUACUGUUGAGCAUUCUGGAAGGAUACAUAUGUGGCAUGUUUAAUAAUUAUACAUAUGAUAACUGUCACAUAAUUGAUUUUGUCCUUGCUUCUUGGCUGAUUUUCUUGUUUGUGGUUCUUUCUGGGUCUAGUCUGGCUCUGCUGCUGAAGAUGUUCUGUGGUUUCCAGAGAAAGAAACUGACCACCUAUGUGACCAUCGUGCUAACAGUGUUGAUUUUCCUCCUUUGUGGCCUGCCCUUUGGUAUCCAUCAAUAUCUAUUCAUGUGGAUUCCAAAUCCUAUUGUGUUAAUACCUCCUGCUGAGUCUCUGCUUCUCUCCUGUGUUAACAGCAGUGCCAAUCCCAUCAUUUAUUUCUUCGUUGGCUCCUUUAGACAGCAGCAGCAGCGUCCAACCCUCAAGAUGGUUCUCCAGAGGGCACUGGAGGACACUCCUGAGGAAGAAGAAGCUGGGAAAGACGUUCCUCAGGAAACCAUGGGGAUGUCAGUGAGCAAUGUCAUACAGGGCAUAGUGUGA
Messenger RNA from Elephantulus edwardii (Cape elephant shrew), 975 nucleotides. RefSeq names its product MAS-related GPR, member X2 (gene MRGPRX2). Gene Ontology annotation, molecular function: G protein-coupled receptor activity. NCBI's taxonomy places the organism in Eukaryota, Metazoa, Chordata, Mammalia, Macroscelidea, Macroscelididae. Gene Ontology annotation, biological process: G protein-coupled receptor signaling pathway. Gene Ontology annotation, cellular component: membrane. The record is from RefSeq and is a predicted model, not a curated record.